AUGGCAGCAGGGGCAGCGGUCAGAGCCUGGAUGCUAGUCCUCUGCCUGUGGGGGGCAGUCACAGGGGACCAAAACAUCACAGCCCGGAUCGGGAAGCCACUGGUGCUGAACUGCAAGGGAGCCCCCAAGAAACCACCCCAGCAGCUGGAAUGGAAACUGAACACAGGCCGGACAGAAGCUUGGAAGGUCCUGUCUCCCCAGGGAGACCCCUGGGAUAGCGUGGCUCGGGUCCUCCCCAACGGCUCCCUCCUCCUGCCGGCUGUUGGGAUCCAGGAUGAGGGGACUUUCCGGUGCCGGGCAACGAGCCGGAGCGGAAAGGAGACCAAGUCUAACUACCGAGUCCGAGUCUAUCAGAUUCCUGGGAAGCCAGAAAUUGUUGAUCCUGCCUCUGAACUUAUGCCUGGUGUCCCCAAUAAGGUGGGGACAUGUGUGUCUGAGGGGGGCUACCCUGCAGGGACUCUUAGCUGGCACUUGGAUGGGAAAACUCUGACUCCUGAUGGCAAAGGAGUGUCCAUGAAGGAAGAGACCAAGAGACACCCGGAGACAGGGCUUUUCACACUCCAUUCGGAGCUGAUGGUGACCCCAACUCGGGGAGGAGCUCUCCACCCCACCUUCUCCUGUAGCUUCACCCCUGGCCUUCCCCGGCGCCGAGCCUUGCACACGGCCCCCAUCCAGCUCAGGGUCUGGAACACUGUGCCACUGGAGGAAGUCCAGUUGGUGGUAGAGCCAGAAGGGGGAGCAGUAGCUCUUGGUGGGACCGUGACCUUGACCUGUGAAGCCCCUGCCCAGCCCCCACCUCAAAUCCACUGGAUCAAGGAUGGCAGGCCCCUGCCCCUUCCCCCUGGCCCCGUGCUGCUCCUCCCAGAGGUAGGGCCGGAGGACCAGGGAACCUACAGUUGUGUGGCCACCCAUCCCAGCCAUGGGCCCCAGGAGAGCGGUGCAGUCAGCAUCAGCCUCAUCGAAACAGGCGAGGAGGGGACGACUGCAGGCUCUGUGGAAGGGCCGGGGCUGGAAACCCUAGCCCUGUCCCUGGGGAUCCUGGGAGGCCUGGGGACAGUCGCCCUCCUCAUCGGGGUCAUCAUGUGGCAUCAAAGGCGGCAACGCAGAGGACAGGAGAGGAAGGUCCCGGAAAACCAGGAGGAGGAAGAGGAGGAGCGAGCGGAACUGAACCAGCCAGAGGAGCCCGAGGCAGCAGAGAGCAGCACAGGAGGGCCUUGA
Rangifer tarandus platyrhynchus (Svalbard reindeer) is the source of this 1218-nucleotide messenger RNA. The record is from the annotation of a GenBank genome assembly. Lineage: Eukaryota; Metazoa; Chordata; Mammalia; Artiodactyla; Cervidae.